GCAAAUAUAUCACAAAGCUGGCUCCCUGCUCCCAUUCUCAGAUAGUGACCAUAAAUUUCUACAAAUGUACUUCAUUGGUGAUGAUAGACAUGAAGUAGAUGCACGUUGUGGAAUACAUAACUCGCUAAGAAGAUCCAUUAUUUUGCAGCUGCAGGAGCUUCUUCACGAAAGGAACAGUUUGGUGCGUUUGUUCAAAACAGCAAUUGAUAUGAUGCCAUCAGAUACCCACAAAAUUGUUAUUCACGCAGACAAAACUCCUGCUGGAGAACAUGUCCGGAGAUAUAAUGCUCCAACUAUAGACGAAGUAGCAAUUGUCAUAGUUGGUGAUCAGUUCCAACCUAGAGAUAUUGUUCUCCAUCGAAGAAAUAAUCAAUUAAUAAAUGUAGCAGAAACUCACCGUUGUUACGAUGCUUUACAAUAUCCAUUGAUCUUUUGGGAUGGUGCUGAUGGAUAUCAUUUCAAUGUGAAAAUGAUAAAUCCAGUAAAUGGUGCAGAAAUCAAUAAAAAGUGCAGCUCAAUGAACUUUUACGCAUACCGCUUAAUGAUUCGGAUGAACGAGGACAAUCAUAUUCUAAAAUUCCGUCAGUUAUUUCACCAGUACCUUGUGGAUAUGUAUGCAAAAAUUGAAACGGAACGUUUGCUAUUUCUUCGUUUGAAUCAGACUAAACUACGCUCUGAAGAAUAUAUUCAUUUGCGAGAUGCAGUUGUGAAUGAUGGUAAUACAACCAACGUUGGAAAGCUAACUAUUUUGCCAUCUUCAUUCAUUGGCAGUCCACGUCACAUGCAAGAAUAUGCUCAAGAUGCAAUGUCAUAUGUUCGUCAUUAUGGGCGUCCAGAUUUAUUUAUCACUUUCACUUGCAAUCCAGUUUGGGACGAGAUACAGCAGCUGUUAUUUCCUGGGCAAUCACACGUGGAUAGGCAUGACAUUAUAGCACGUGUUUUCCGGCAAAAGCUUAAAUCGCUGAUGGAUUUCAUUGUGAAACUUGAAGUAUUUGGAUCUGUGCGCUGCUGGAUGUAUUCAGUGGAAUGGCAGAAGAGAGGAUUACCACAUGCGCAUAUACUAAUCUGGCUCUACAAUAAAAUAACUUCAGACGAAAUUGAUGACGUGAUAUGCGCUGAGAUUCCACGGGCUGACAGCGAUAAGGAUUUGCAUGCAGUGAUCAUCAAAAACAUGAUACAUGGACCAUGUGGUACACUAAAUCCAAAUUCACCAUGCAUGGUAGAUGGGAAAUGCUCUAAGCAAUAUCCUCGAGCAUUUACAGCAAACACAGUAACAGGCGACGAUGGAUAUCCUCGGUAUAGAAGACGAUCAACUGAAGAUGGUGGAAAUUCGGCAACUAUACACAUGCGAAAUGGUGAUAUUGAUGUAGACAACCGUUGGGUGGUUCCAUAUUCUCCUUUACUGUCAAAAACAUACCAAGCCCACAUAAACGUAGAAUAUUGCAAUUCUGUGAAAUCGAUUAAAUAUAUCUGUAAAUAUGUAAAUAAAGGCAGCGAUAUGGCAGUUUUUAGUGUGCAAUCUGAUAAUUGUGACAAUAAUGCAGUACGAGAUAUUGAUGAAAUUGCUCAAUACCAGGCUGGAAGAUACAUAAGCAGCAAUGAGGCUGCAUGGCGAAUUUUUUCAUUUCCCAUGCAUGAACGCAAUCCAGCUGUGGUUCACUUGGCAGUACAUUUAGAAAAUGGACAGCGUGUUUAUUUCACAGAUGCAAAUGUGCAAGAAAGAGCCCUUAAUCCACCUGGUACAACUCUGACUGCUUUUUUCACCUUAUGCCAGGAAGACGCUUUUGCCAGAACACUAAUGUAUUCAGAAGUUCCCUCUUACUACACGUGGAAUGUAACUAGAAAAGUAUUUGUACGGCGCAAACGAGGGGAGCCAGUCAACGGUCACCCUGGCAUUUUCAAAGAAAAUACAAUUGGUAGACUUUAUACAGUGCAUCCCAAUCAAGAUGAAUGUUUUUACCUUCGCAUGCUAUUGGUAAAUGUGCCUGGUCCUACAUCUUUCCAGCAAUUAAAAAUAGUUGACGGCGUCACACAUGCCACUUUUCGCGCUACGUGUCAAGCUCUGAAUUUAUUAGAAAAUGACCAACAGUGGAACAUAUGCAUCAAUGACGCGUGCAACACUGCACAUCCAAACCAAAUUCGCGCAUUAUUUGCGAUUAUAUUGACCGCUUGCUUUCCUUCAUCUCCCACAGAGUUAUGGGAAAGAUAUCGUUCGCAUAUGGCUGAAGAUAUUUUGCAUAGAGUACGCCUUGAAAAUGCCAAUAUGACCUUAGAAUUUACAGAAGCCAUUUACAACGAAGCAUUGAUAAAUAUUGAGGACAAGUGCUUAGCUAUUGCAAAUAAAGUUCUUAGUCAAUUAGGAAUGCCAGCACCAACCCGAACUGCGACUGCUGCAUUUGAUGUAGAUUUACGCCGUGAACAGAGUUACAACAUUAAUGAUCUUCAGGCAUAUGUCCAAUCGAACAUUCCCAAAUUAACGUGGGAACAGAAAGGCAUUUAUGAUCGCAUAAUGCAAAUGAUAAAUGACGGAGUUGGGGGGACCUUCUUCUUGGAUGCGCCAGGAGGAACUGGGAAAACAUUCCUCAUUAGAUUGAUUCUAGCAACGGUUCGAUCAAAAAGUGAUAUAGCCUUAGCUCUUGCUUCGUCUGGAAUAGCUGCAACAUUGUUACCAGGUGGAAGAACUGCGCAUUCAGCUCUAAAGUUGCCAUUAAACAUGCAAAUCAUUGAGACUCCUACGUGCAAUAUUUCUAAAGCAUCCGGUAUGGGAAAAGUAUUACAAAAAUGUAAACUAAUUGUUUGGGAUGAAUGCACAAUGGCACAUAAAAAAUCGCUCGAAGCUCUUGAUCGAUCAUUACGAGACUUGCGUGGAAACGUUCAACCAUUCGGGAAUGCAUUGAUAUUGCUCGCAGGAGAUUUUAGGCAAACAUUGCCUGUAAUUUCUCGAUCGACACCAGCAGACGAAAUUAAUGCUUGCCUGAAAUAUUCAACACUAUGGCGGCACGUACAUACAUUGGAGUUGACUACGAAUAUGCGUGUCCAGUUGCAGAAUGAUCCAUCAGCUGAGGUAUUCUCACGACAGUUACUGGAAAUUGGAAACGGUCAGCUGCCAGUCGAUGAGACGUCUAGACAAAUAUCACUUCCCGAUAAUUUUUGUAAUUUAGUUACAUCAAAAGAAGAACUGAUCGAAAAAGUAUUUCCUGACAUUCAGAUAAAUCAUAGAAAUCAUGAUUGGCUCAGUGAACGAGCUAUCCUUGCCGCAAAGAAUAAAGAUGUCUAUCAACUUAAUAAUGUUAUACAAUCCAGUAUUCAAAGUGAUGAAACUACAUAUAAGUCGAUAGACACUGUUGUGGAAGCUGAUGAAGUAGUUAAUUAUCCAACAGAAUUUCUAAACUCACUUGAUCUGCCAGGGAUACCACCACACAUAUUGAAAUUGAAAGUAGGUGUGCCAAUUAUCCUCUUGCGGAAUAUUAAUCAGCCAAAACUCUGCAACGGCACGCGACUUGCAGUUAAGAGAUUAAUGAAUAAUGUAGUGGAAGCAACGAUUUUAACAGGGCCUUUCAAAGGUGAAGAUGUCCUCAUUCCUCGAAUACCCACGAUCCCGACCGAUACACCAUUUCAAUUUAAAAGAUUGCAAUUCCCAAUUCGAUUGGCAUUUGCAAUCACAAUCAACAAAGCUCAAGGUCAAUCUUUAGAAUUGUGUGGUCUAGAUUUAGAUGUGGAUUGCUUUUCACAUGGACAACUGUAUGUUGCGUGUUCCCGAGUCGGCAAACCAGAUAGUCUUUAUAUUUACGCAGACAGUGGAAAAACAAAAAAUAUUGUAUAUAAACAAGUAUUGCAAAAUUAAACUUAUAUGAAAUGUA
This is a messenger RNA of Nilaparvata lugens (brown planthopper), 3860 nucleotides long. RefSeq lists its product as uncharacterized. The record is from RefSeq and is a predicted model, not a curated record. The transcript has a single exon. Gene Ontology annotation, molecular function: DNA helicase activity. NCBI's taxonomy places the organism in Eukaryota, Metazoa, Arthropoda, Insecta, Hemiptera, Delphacidae. Bases 65 to 3844 code for a protein of 1259 amino acids. Gene Ontology annotation, biological process: telomere maintenance; DNA repair.